Molecule: messenger RNA, 2246 nt
Organism: Drosophila sechellia
Lineage: Eukaryota; Metazoa; Arthropoda; Insecta; Diptera; Drosophilidae
Gene: Hrb87F
Product: Heterogeneous nuclear ribonucleoprotein at 87F
Exons: 4
Coding region: 123-1289 (388 amino acids)
Biological process (GO): mRNA splicing, via spliceosome
Cellular component (GO): catalytic step 2 spliceosome
Molecular function (GO): mRNA 3'-UTR binding
Source: RefSeq, a predicted model, not a curated record
CUAUUCUCAGUGUGCGUGCUGUACAUUUCAUUUAUUGCCAGUCUCCUGUCAAAGAAAGAACAGGAAAAAAGAAUUUAUUUCAGCUUCUUGAGUUUUAAGUUUUAAGAACAAGCAAGGGGAGAAUGGCGGAACAAAACGAUUCCAACGGAAACUACGACGAUGGUGAAGAGAUCACCGAGCCAGAGCAGCUGCGCAAACUGUUCAUCGGCGGCCUGGACUACCGCACCACCGAUGAGGGCCUGAAGGCUCACUUCGAGAAGUGGGGCAACAUUGUCGACGUGGUGGUGAUGAAAGAUCCCAAGACGAAGCGCUCUCGCGGCUUCGGUUUCAUCACGUAUUCCCAGUCGUACAUGAUCGACAAUGCGCAGAAUGCCAGGCCCCACAAGAUCGAUGGACGCACCGUGGAGCCCAAGAGAGCUGUGCCACGCCAGGAGAUCGAUUCCCCGAAUGCGGGUGCCACGGUAAAGAAGCUCUUUGUGGGCGGACUUCGUGACGAUCACGAUGAGGAGUGCCUGCGAGAGUACUUCAAAGACUUUGGCCAGAUCGUGAGCGUGAACAUUGUUUCCGACAAGGACACCGGCAAAAAGCGCGGCUUCGCCUUCAUUGAGUUCGAUGACUACGAUCCCGUAGACAAAAUCAUCCUCCAGAAGACCCACUCCAUCAAGAACAAGACCCUGGACGUGAAGAAGGCUAUUGCCAAGCAGGAUAUGGAUCGGCAGGGCGGCGGAGGUGGCGGACGCGGAGGUCCUCGAGCUGGCGGACGCGGUGGUCAGGGUGACCGCGGCCAGGGAGGCGGUGGCUGGGGAGGCCAGAACAGACAGAACGGUGGUGGCAACUGGGGCGGAGCUGGCGGCGGCGGUUUUGGCAACAGCGGCGGCAACUUUGGAGGCGGUCAGGGCGGCGGCUCCGGCGGUUGGAACCAGCAAGGCGGAAGCGGAGGUGGUCCAUGGAACAACCAGGGUGGCGGCAACGGCGGCUGGAACGGUGGUGGUGGCGGAGGAGGCGGCUACGGCGGCGGAAACAGCAAUGGCAGCUGGGGCGGUAACGGUGGUGGAGGUGGUGGUGGCUUCGGCAAUGAAUACCAGCAGAGCUACGGCGGCGGCCCACAGCGCAACAACAACUUUGGCAACAACCGUCCAGCUCCUUACAGUCAAGGAGGAGGUGGUGGAGGAUUCAACAAGGGUACGUUGGGUAACCAGGGUGGAGGUCAAGGCUUUGCCGGCAACAACUACAACACCGGAGGUGGCGGCCAGGGUGGAAACAUGGGAGGUGGCAAUAGACGUUACUAGACAAGGUAAACACACAUAGAGAGAGAGUGUCAGUUCAAGCUAGACGACAAACAGGCAGUCUAGGCAGGCAGAUGCAGAGGCACAAGCACAUUCACAGGCAGGCAAUCAGUAGCAUGUGUGUGUCAGACCAGGCAGACAAGAUCAGAACCAAGAAAUCAAGAUGCAGAACCAAGAACCAGGCCGUGCGCAAGUGCAAGCAAUCAAUCAGGUUUGGGUCCGGCCGCAACCUGCAGGCUAAGGCCAUAACCCACUUGUCAAAAGCACCAAGCAAAUGAUUAUGCGUCAAGCGAAACAAAACGAAAUCCAAUCGACACCACUUGUCCACAGUUUGAAUGCUGCUAUCUCUCUUUUGUAACCAUUAAUAAUUCGCUGAUGGAUUUAUGUUUAGGGUCCUAAGAACCCUGAACGCUUAGUUUUAACCAUAAAAAAAAAAAACAACAAAAUAUAAAUUAAACAAUAAUUUUAUUGUACAAAAUUGACUACCAACUGAACGACACGGAUUCUCCUUGUGCUCCAGUCGUUGUAAGGGUGUUAUAAGGUAGAGUACCUUUCUUGAUAUUUAUUCAUGAUUUUAUAUUUUUUUAGCGAUCCAGCGAAAUGUAAGAAAUCAAAUAGUACAAUAUUUUGUAAUCACUUUUUUUGUACAACUAAGAACCUUUAUGAUUUGUGGCAAGCAAGAUCCCAACUCCUGAAAAGCGAAUGCCACGCACAUUUGUGUACAGGCUGCACAGUGGCCGCGAAAUGGUGUCCUAGCAAGCAAAAUCCAUAUAUGCAUACCAACUCUGUUAGUCCAUAAGAAGUAGAUGCUAGCUACGCUAAGCCAGACUAAAAAGAAAAACGCUAAACAAAUAUCACAAACAUUCUGUAAUUAGUUCGUUACGAGUGAAACGAAAGCGACAAAAGAGAUACAAGCAAAAUAAAAUCCUAACCAAUGUUACCUACCCACCCAAAAUGAAA